Molecule: messenger RNA, 11749 nt
Organism: Drosophila hydei
Lineage: Eukaryota; Metazoa; Arthropoda; Insecta; Diptera; Drosophilidae
Product: dystrophin
Exons: 35
Coding region: 273-11114 (3613 amino acids)
Biological process (GO): synaptic signaling
Cellular component (GO): plasma membrane
Molecular function (GO): protein binding; zinc ion binding
Source: RefSeq, a predicted model, not a curated record
UCAGCCGUCUAGGUGGGUCACUCGCAGGUGUAGUUUUUAUUCGAUCAUGCAGCUCGCGGAGACAUCAAUCUGUCAAUCUCAAUGAUUGAUCGAGACCUUAUUAGCUCGCUGAGGAAUAUCGACUUAUAGCUCUAGUGCAGAGCCAGACUCUUGUAUUCGUUAAGCUGCCUAAAAGUAUGUGACAGUGUUGAAAAACGCCAGAAAAGCUAAUUAGCUAAAUCAUAAAAAAUAAAUUGCAAUUGAUCAAAUCCGAGCGAUAUAUCAUAAGCAACAUGUACGAUCCCAGUGACUACGAUUCAGUCUGCAGCGACGAGGACUUCAUGAAUGUUAUACAAGGUGCCGAAACGCCUCCCCUAAUGAACUACGAUGACUUUAUGGUAAAAACCAUGGAUGAACGACAGCACAUACAGAAGAAGACUUUUACAAAAUGGAUCAAUUCACAUCUAAGCAACACCCAGUGCACACCAGUUAAUGACUUGUUCCUGGACCUGCGAGAUGGCCAUCGGUUGCUGGCAUUGCUCAGCACUCUGACACACAACCAGCUGAAACCUGAGAAGGGUCGCAUGCGCGUGCAUCACAUCAACAACCUGAACAAAGUGCUGCAGGUGAUCCAGCAGCACGGCGUGAAGUUGGUGAACAUCUCUAGCGAUGAUAUUGUGGGUGGCAAUCCGAAGCUGACGCUGGGCCUCAUCUGGCUGAUAGCGCUAGAGUUCAAUGGCCAACAUCUAGUCAAAAGCCAUUCCAGCAAUGGCGUCGAGAAGUCCCUGCUGGCCUGGGCGAGGCAGUACACAGAGCCGCAUGGAUUGGCGCUAAAUGAUUUCUCCAGCUCCUGGGCAGAUGGACGGGCCUUCCUCAUGAUACUGGCUGCACACCUGGAUGAGCUCGAUCUAGAUACGGCCCUGGCGCAGCACGCACUGCAGCGUCUCUACAUGGCCUUCGACUUGGCGCAUCGGCACUUUAAGAUUGAAAAGCUGCUGGACGCUGAGGAUGUGCACACCCACAAGCCGGACAACAAGUCCAUACAAAUGUACGUGAUGUGCCUCUACCAUGCCAUGGAAUCGAUGCGAGCCACGGAGCGCGACAGGGUGCCCUGCACCAGCAUUACAGAUCUGGACGAGGUGCCGCUCGACAAUGAGCGCGAGCUCUACACCUCCGACAGCGCGACCAGCAUGGAGCUGAAGUCAGGGGUAGAGGAGAGCUCAGUGCGACCGCUGAGCACAGCAACCAAUGUGAGCGUUGAGAUCAGCAGCUAUCAGGCAGCCUUGGAAGCGGUGCUAACACUGCUGCUUGAGGAUGAGCAGCUACUCUCAGAAGAUCUGCCAGACCCGGAGAACUUUCAGGCAGCCAAGAUGCAGUUUCAUGAGAACGAGAGCUUUAUGCUUAAGCUAACCAAACAUCAGGAGUUUGUGGGCGAGGCCCUCGAGGAGGGCAGCAAUCUCAUAAAUGAGUCCCAGAAAAAAGAUGGCUCCAGCCUGUCACAGGUGGAUCAGAACGAGGUGCGUCAGCAGAUGGUGCUGCUCAAUGAGCGCUGGGAAACGCUGCGACUGCGCGCGCUCGAUAUGCAGGCCAAGAUACUAAUGCGGCUGGCUGAGUUCCAGAAGCAGAAGCUAGAGCAGCUGCGCCAGUUCCUCACCAAUGUCGAGGAUCGCAUCUCGCACAUGAGCGACUUGGGGCCCACCUUGGCUGAGGCCGAGCAACAGCUGACGGAAGCACGACAGCUGAAGGCGGAUCUGUCCGAGCAACAGGAGCUGGUGGAUAGCAUUAGCAGCAUGGUCGUCAUUGUCAAUGAUACCUCCGGCAAUUUCAACGAUCUGGAGGAUCGACUGAGUGCUCUCGGCGAGCGCUGGUCCCAUGUGGUCAAGUGGAUAGACUUGCGUAGCGAAAAGCUGCAGCAAUACAAGUGCAUCUCGCGUUGGCUGGAUGCGCGCGAACAGGAUCUGAAGCGCAUGGAGAGUCGUGAUGUCACCGACGUUGGCGGCAUCACGCAGCGGAUCAAUGAGCUCAACUACUGUGCCAAGGAUUUGCUGGAGUUGCAGCGCUACUUGAUCGACCUGCGUCAAAUGGUUGCUGCCACGCUGCAGGAUGGCGACGACAAAGGUGAGCGCGUACUGAUGCAGCUGGAGAGCUACGAGGAUCGGCUGGAUGCACUCAAGCAAAUCUUGGAAGUGCAAACGCUGCGCAUCGAGUCGAAAGGCUUCAACUUUGGACGCGAACGAGCCAGUUUCGACGACAGUCGAGUGCUGCGGCCUGAGGGCUGGGUGGACUAUCAGAUGAUUAUACGCUUCGGUGAGGGCGAGGAGGAGGACGAGGAUGAGCCCGAGCCGACACAGCCCGAACAGCAACUGGACGUCCAGCAUCCCGACCAAUUGGCCAGCAAGAAGCGCAAACUACGCAAUGCGGACAACUUUUUCGAGCUGGAAAAUCAGAUACUGCAACACUUUACGCACGUGCAGCAAGUGGAACAGCAACUGCAGCAGAUACAGCGUCAGAGUCUGCGCAAUCAGUGCGAGCUGCUUAAAGAGCUGCAGGCCGAGCACCAGCAGCGCGCCAACUGCUUGCCGGAGCUCAAGAAGCUCUAUGAGGUGUGCGAGCAGGAGGAGCCAACACGUCAGCUGCAGCUGGAAGCAGCUCAAAUCAAGCAGCUGGAGCAACGCCAUGCAGCGCUGGCCACGCGACUGGCUAGCCAGCAGAGCGAAACCAGCAAUCUGUUGACCAAGGAGCGCUAUUACAAUAGCCUGACUGGCUUCAAGCUGGUGCUGGCUGACUCCAGGGACUGGUACAAGCAGCACGCUGGCUCUGCCAGCUGCCAGGAGCUGGAACAGCGACUCAGCCACAUGGAUUCGCUUGCCACCGAGAUUGCCGAGGCACGCGAGACAACCGAGGCGCUGGACGAGCAGCAGGUUGAAUGGAAACAAGAUUUUGGCAUAUUCUACGAUAGCUGGCACGACAUGAAGCAGGCGCUACAGGCGCUCAUACAACAACGUGGCGGCGAGAGCGUUGCCCGUCAGCUGCAGCAUCUGGAAGCUUUUGUUGGCAAGGUGGCCGCCCAGAAGGUGCGCGUAUCCCAUCUGGAGGCCAUGCAACAGCAGCAACAGUUGCUUAAUCAACUGGUCGAUGAACUGGAGUCCUUAAAAUCAAGCUACGACUGUGUGCCCGCCCACAUGCUCAGCGAGGAGCUGCAGGCCGCCUGGCAACGUUUGCCGGAGCAGCUCAAUGAGCGGGUCAUCAAGCAAACCACCGCCAUAGAGAACCUCAAUCAUUUUGUAGCUGAGUACAAUUCGAUAAUAGCUGUGCUACGCAGCGCGCCACAAGUGCUGCAGGCGCAGGAUCUGCGCAAGCUGGAGAUCGAUGUGAUCAGUGCACGCAACUUCAGUGAGAUUCUGAUCAAAGAGGCGGAGCCGGCACAGCGUGAGUCUCUGCAGGCGCAGAUACGUGCCCUCAAUACGCUCUACGAGCAGGUGGAGCAACUGCAUCAGGCCCAGCAGCAACAGCAGUCGGCACUGGAGACCCAAAGCGAUGCGAUACAAACGCGACUGCAGCAGACCGAACGCUGGCUGAGUGAACUGGAGGCGAACACGCCCAAGUCAGGCAUUGCUGAGAUACGCAACUCCAAUGAGCUCUUCCAAAGCAAGUCGAAGUUCCAGACCCUUAAGGAGACUUGCGAGCGGGAGGCCACACAGUUCCGGGAGCUCAAUGAGCUGGGCGGCGAGUUGCUGCUGCAAAUGGACGAGCUGCAGAGCAAGGAGAAGGACUCCAAGUACGGUUCGCUGGCCAAACAGUUCACGCACCUCAAUGCACGCUGGACGGAAGUUACGGAGGACGUCUACACCAAGACGGCGCUGCUGGAGCAUAUAUCCACGCAGCUGGGAGAGUUCAAGAAGUUUAUGGUCAGCGAGACGGGCUAUCUCGAUCGGCUGGAGAACAAGAUUCGGAAUACGCCCGAGAAUGCUGCCGAUGCAGAGGAAAUUAUUGAAGAGUUGGAUGAUUUGGAGAACGUGCUGCGCGCUCAUUCGGACGAGUGGCUAGACAAGAUUCAGGAAAUUGGCAACGAGCUAAUUGACAAUGAAUUUAUGGCCGAUGUCAUGCGUCGGGAUAUCGAUGGCAUUGUUGAGCGCUGGACGCAGCUGCAGCAGCAGGCCAAGAAGCGCACCGAACUGCUGGAGGAGAAGGCCAGCGAAGCGGAGCAGUCCGAGAAGGCAAUUGUGCAUCUGGGAGGCUGGCUAACGCACGUGGAUGAGAUACUCAGCGAGCAUCUGGAAAAUGAUGUGACCAUCGAGGAUCUGCCCGAUGAUUUCCAGAUUUUGGCACGCGAAUUCGCCAUAAACGAGCAAAACUUCAAGGAUAUAAGCCAACUGAUUGCAGAGCACACAGCCAAUGGCAAAACAGGUGCUGCAAAUCGCCUGAAGGAACAGCUUAACCUAAUGGAGAAGCGCUUUAAAGCUUGCCAGGUCAAGCUCAACAAGUGCAUAGCUCCUCAGUCCGCCUACGAGUCGCGCCUCAAUCGCGCCUACGGAGAUUUGCGCAACGUGGAGCACUCCACAUUGGUGCUGGACGUGGCUUCGGCGGGUCCCAGCACCGUGCAGGCGCAGCAUCAGAAGUGCCUGCAAAUCUAUCGCACACUCUCUGAAAUCAAAGCGGAUAUUGAGAGCACCAUCAAGACGGGGCGUCGUGUCUGUGAGGAUAAAUACACGAAGAGUCCCAAGCAGCUCAGUCAGCGCAUCGAUGCCCUGAAGCAUCUGUACAAUACGCUCGGCGAGAAUGUCACCCAGUCGAAGGCCUUUCUCGAGGGCCUUAUCAAGCUGGCCAGACAGCUGGAGCACUGCUUCAAUACGGCUGAUGAGUUGAUAAGGCGCUUCGAGUCGCCGCAGGAGCUGCACGAUCGCAACUCCAUACUGCUCGAGUUCGAGGAUGUGCUGCAGCGCUGCGAGCAACACUACAACGAGUACAGCAAGUCCUGCGACAAGAGCUGCAUGCAGGAGACACGCCAACGCAUCGACGGCCUCAAGGCCACCUACCACAAGCUGACCAGUGCGGACAUUAUCAAGCGUCUGACUGAAAUGAAGGCAACGCUGCAGAACUUGGACAACAUCUCGAUGGAUACUCUCAAAACCAUGGAGCACGAUCUGAAGGAGAUAAAUGUGCCCUCGAAUCCGGAAAUUGAGAAGUUGCAACAACAAGUCAUUGCAAUAGUUGUGGAUACACUGAAAGCGCGCUUCGGCGAGACCUCAACGCUUGCCACAGUUGCAAAGCCAAGAGCCAGCGAUGACGAUGAUACGGAAAUUGUUGUUGUUAGCGAUACAGUGCGUCAAAGGCGUGCACGUACCCCGCAGGCCGGUGAGGGCAGCACGCCCAACACAAGUGUCUCCGAGGCGCAGUCACCGAAAGCGGAUGCCCAGCCGGCCUCAAAUAGCGGUGAACAGGUGCUGCCUGAUUUGCUUCCACCUCAAACCUUUCGUUUGGCUGAAUCCAGCACACUCUUCUCGCAGAUAUCGCUGAAUCCAAACAGGGUAAUGGAGUCGCCACCCCCGAAGCCAGCGAAAAACAAACGCAAAGCGCCGGCAGCGCCCGCUCAGGUGGUUGAGAUAAAGGUGAAAAAUAUUCAAAAUGACAAAAUGUCUGUGCAGAACAUUGCGCUGGAGCCGCAGCAGGGCGAGAUUGUGGACACGGUGAACAUUUUGGAGAGUGUGGAGCCGCUGCUGCCUGAGUUUGUGCAGACUGUGCAAAUCGUGGACUUGUCCGAGGACUCGGACUCCUCCUUGCGAGUCGAUGUCAAUGGCAAGGAGGUGCGGCGCAGCAAGAGCAAACAUUCUCUGUGCGAAUCGCCGGUGGCCAAGGCAGAAGACACGGACGCAGAUCCAGAAGGAGACGCCAUAUUGCGUCCUGCAGCGGGCAAUACCAGCACGCCUCUGCUGCGUGUGGAGAAGCAGCGCAUAUCCUUCGAUGAGAAGCGUAAACGUAUUGCCCAUGAGCGUGACAUACUGCGCGACUCCGAGGAGGACGAGGCGCCACAAAGCGUUGCUGCGUCCAAUGCCGACAGUGCAACAGCUAACGAACAGCGACCCAAGGCCAAGCGCUGGCGUCAGCUGCAGCCAGAAAUGGAGGCUCUGACACCUGACACCGAGCCAGAGUCGCCCAUUCGCAAUAGUUUCUAUAGCGCCGACAAGGAGACAGGUUUUGAUAUUGAGCCGCUGGUAUUCUCCGAUGAUGAGGAGAUACCGCGCUUCUCGCAGGAAAUGACACCAACCUUCGACUCCGAUAGUGAUACGAGUCGCAUUGAGACGCCCUCCGCGAAGAAGCCGAACUCGUUCCUGAGCAAGGUUCUGCACUCGAUGCCCUCGCCGCUGGAUGACUCGAAUGUAACCCUUAAGAGUCCGCCCAGCGAACAGCCCAGCACCAGCCCCGGCAACUUGGAGCAGCGCGUCCAGGACUUCAAUAAGCUGGCCAAGCAGAUGAUAUAUCAGCUGGAGAUGACCAAGACCAAAAUCGAACAGAGCCACGAGAGCGAGGCCGACGAUCUCAGAAUGCUGAUAGCUCCAGAUGCGGCAACUCUGAUCUCACAAGGCGAUUCCUUGGUGCUCGAAACGCAUGGCAAACAUGGCAGCAUCUCACGUCCUGUCAUGCGCACACAGAUCAUACUCAGGGAAAAGUUCCGUGAGGUUCAGCAGGCCAAGCCUAAGACAACGGGCACAUCGGCAGCGCGGCCCGCGCCAGACAGCGUUAAUAUUGAGGAACUGAUCACUAAAGGUCUGCGGCGCAUCCAUGUGCUCAUUGAGAAGCCCGUUGAUUCUAAGUCCAGUACUGAGCUAGAGAAACGCUUGGACGACAUCGAUGAACGGAAAGACGAUCUGCAGGUCAUUGUUGGCGCCAUUGGCAAGAAUACCCAAGUGCCAAAGGUUCCGCCCGUCAUGAUAAACGAAAUCGAAAAGACUAAAAACAAUUUGACUGCUCAUGGCGACAGCAUAGAGCUCUCGCUGACGGAACUGAAAAAUGUCACCCAAAUUGGCAAUGGGAACGGCGCCACCAACAGCCGACAGGAUUACAACAAGGAGCCCAGCGGCAGUGGCGCUCUGGCCAGCAGCUUCGACAAGUCCGUUUUGCACAUUUCCGACUGGCUGACGUGGGAACAAAACAUGAUCAAGAUACAGAGCGUGCUGGUGAACGAUGGCGACGCCGUGCGUUUGGCCAUCGAAAAGCAGGAGAAAGUUUUGCGUGAAUUGAAAAUGAAAAAGCCGCAACUCAACGAACUGGUCCAUACAGCGGAAGUGCUGAAAGGCGACAUCAAACGUCAGCAGCUGCAGGAGAAAGAAUUGAAACAAUUUUGCAUAGCACCGCAUUGUUCAGCUGACUUAGACUAUUUACGUUGCUUUCUGAAAGUGACCCGCCUGAGGGAGCAUUGGGAUGAGACGUCGCAGUGCGUUCUGCAGCGGGCGGCACAGCUGAAGAGCAUGCUGAGCGACUCGCAGCGGUUUGAGGCCAAGCGCGUCGAGCUGGAAAUGUGGCUGGCGCGCAUGGAGCAGAGAGCCGAGCGCAUGGGUACUGUGGGCGCCACAGCAGAUAUACUGGAGGCCCAGCAGAAGGAGCAGAAGUCCUUCCACGCCGAGCUGCAUCAGAAUAAGCAGCACUUCGACCUCUUCAGCGAGCUGACGCAGAAUCUAAUUGCAGUCUAUCCAAACGAUGAUACUUCCAGAGUUAAGAAGAUGACUGAGUCCAUUAAUCAACGCUAUUCCCACUUGAACAAUGGUGUCAUCAAUCGAGGCAAACAGCUGAAUGCCGCUGUGCACGAUCUGCAAUCGUUCGAUCGUAAAAUGGAUCAGUUUCUCGCUUUUCUCUCGGAAAUGGAAACACUUUGCGAAAAUGCAGAGUCGGACACUGAUCGCAAUCCGAUGAUGUUUAAGGAUCUGCAAUCGGAAAUUGAAACCCAUCGCGUUGUUUACGAUCGUCUCGAUGGCACCGGCCGCAAACUUUUGGGUUCGCUCACCUCGCAAGAGGAUGCGGUUAUGCUGCAGCGUCGCCUGGAUGAAAUGAAUCAACGCUGGAAUAAUUUAAAAUCGAAAAGUAUUGCAAUCAGAAAUCGUCUGGAAUCAAAUUCGGAGCACUGGAAUGCCCUGCUGCUGUCGCUUCGCGAGCUUACCGAGUGGGUCAUUCGCAAGGAUACAGAGCUGAGCAGCUUAGGCUUAGGACCUGUGCGCGGCGAUGCGGCUAGUCUACAAAAACAGCUUGAUGAUCAUAAAGCUUUUCGCCGUCAGCUGGAGGAUAAACGCCCAAUUGUUGAGAGCAAUUUAACGAGCGGUCGUCAGUAUAUAGCCAGCGAGACGCCCGUUUCGGAUACCAGCGAUACCGAGGCCGCCCACGACUCCGACUCGCGUUACAUGUCGGCCGAGGAGCAGAGCCGGGAACUGGCUCGCAGCAUACGGCGCGAGGUGGGCAAACUUUCUGAGCAGUGGAACAAUCUAAUCGAUAGAUCUGACAAUUGGAAGCAUCGUUUGGAUGAAUACAUGACGAAAAUGCGCCAAUUCCAAAAGGUGCUGGAGGACUUGACCUCCCGUGUCGCUUUGGCUGAACAAACACAGCUCACCUGGCAGACGCCCCCAUCAGUGGGCGAGGCUAAUGAGCAGAUGCAGCAGCUACAACGGCUGCGGGACAAGAUGACCACGGCCAGUGCCCUGUUAGACGACUGCAACGAGCAGCAAUCCUUCUUCACCGCCAACCAGGUGCUUGUACCGACCCCGUGUUUGUCUAAGCUGGAGGAUUUGAAUACACGCAUGAAGUUGCUGCACAUUGCGAUGGACGAACGUCAGAAGGUUUUGUGCCAGGCGGGUGCGAAUAAUGCGCACGAGAACGGGGACGAUGGACGCAAUACAUCAAACAGUGGCACCAUUGGGCCAUUGCCCAAUUUGGGACAAAGUGUUAAGCCGCCCUGGGAGCGUGCCACAACUGCCGCCAACGUGCCUUACUACAUCGACCAUGAACGAGAGACCACACACUGGGACCACCCGGAGAUGAUCGAGCUGAUGAAGGGCCUAGCGGACCUCAACGAAAUUCGCUUCUCAGCCUACCGCACAGCCAUGAAGCUACGGGCUGUCCAAAAGCGAUUGGCACUGGAUCGCAUCUCAAUGGCCACCGCCUGCGAGUCGUUUGACCGCCAUGGACUUCGGGCCCAGAACGACAAGCUUAUCGACAUACCGGACAUGACGACGGUGCUGCAUUCGCUCUAUGUGACAAUCGAUAAAAUUGAUUUGACGCUAAUGCUCGACUUGGCCAUCAACUGGAUACUGAAUGUGUACGACUCGCAGCGCACCGGACAAAUACGGGUGCUCAGCUUUAAGGUGGGCCUCGUGCUGCUCUGCAGGGGCCAUCUCGAAGAGAAGUAUCGCUAUCUAUUCCGCUUGGUUGCCGAUACCGAGCGGCGAGCGGAUCAGCGACGCUUGGGACUGCUGCUGCACGAUUGCAUACAGGUUCCGCGGCAAUUGGGCGAGGUGGCCGCUUUUGGUGGCUCUAAUAUUGAGCCCUCGGUUCGGUCGUGCUUGGAACAGGCCGGCAUAUCACAGGAAGCCAUCGAUGGCAAUCAGGAAAUUUCAAUCGAGCUGCAACACUUCCUCGGCUGGCUGCAGCACGAGCCGCAGAGUCUGGUCUGGCUGCCAGUGCUGCAUCGUCUGGCUGCCGCCGAGGCAGCCAAGCAUCAGGCCAAGUGCAACAUAUGCAAAGAGUAUCCAAUUGUCGGCUUCCGCUAUCGCUGCCUCAAGUGCUUCAACUUUGACAUGUGCCAAAAGUGUUUCUUCUUUGGACGAAAUGCCAAGAACCACAAGCUAACCCAUCCCAUGCACGAGUACUGCACAACGACCACAUCCACCGAGGACGUACGUGACUUCACGCGCGCCCUUAAAAACAAAUUCAAGAGUCGCAAAUACUUUAAGAAGCAUCCACGCGUCGGCUAUCUGCCCGUGCAGAGUGUUCUAGAGGGGGAUGCCCUCGAGAGCCCGGCGCCCAGUCCACAGCACACCUCGCAUCAGCUGCAAAGCGACAUGCACUCUCGCCUGGAGAUGUAUGCGUCGCGGUUGGCACAAGUUGAAUACGGUGGGACUGGUUCCAAUUCGACGCCCGACAGCGACGAUGAGCAUCAGCUAAUCGCGCAGUAUUGCCAGGCGCUGCCCACGAGCAAUGGCAGCGCGCCCAAAUCGCCGGUGCAGGUGAUGGCCGCGAUGGAUGCGGAGCAGCGCGAGGAGCUGGAGGCCAUCAUACGCGACCUUGAGGAGGAGAACGCCAAUCUGCAGGCCGAAUACCAGCAGCUGUGCACCAAACAGCAGAGCGGCACGCCUGACGACUCGAACGGCAUGCACCACUCCAGCAGCUCCAGCAUGACGGGCCUGUCCACUCAGGGCGAGCAUGGCCAGGAUAUGAUGGCCGAGGCAAAGCUAUUGCGCCAGCACAAGGGUCGCCUGGAGGCGCGUAUGCAAAUACUCGAGGAUCACAAUCGCCAGCUGGAGGCACAACUGCAACGGCUGCGCCAGCUGCUCGACGAGCCAAACGGCGGCGGCAGCAGCGCCACCAGCAGCGGCCUGCCCAGUGCGCCCGGCUCAGCACUCAAUUCCAAGCCAAACACUCUUCAAACACGCUCGGUAACUGCCUCCCAGCUGAACACCGACUCCCCGGCCAAGAUGAACCAACAGAAUGGCCACUACGACCACAAUUCAAAGGGCAUUAUGCUGCCCGGCCUCAGCAACGAGCUGCAGCAGCAUCCACAGCUAGCCAAUCUGGCCGCCAAGCAUCAUCAGCACCAACUGAGCGGAGCUCUGAAUGCACUGCAUCAGCAGCAGCAGCAGCAGCAACAGCAGAGAGGCAUCCUCACCGGCAACGGGGGCAUUGACAUGUCCAGCAGUGGAAUGCAGACGUCCGGCUAUUUAGGGGACGACGGACGUCCGCCACCUCCGCCACACUCCAGUCUGCUGCAGCAGCAUAUGAAUGAAAUAGCGGAUAAUUUGGUCACUGUCAUUACGGAACAGGAAAUCGAGCCCAACAACGAGGACUUGGAGGAGACGAGCAGCAGCACGACUACAAAUACAACGACGACGACGACCACAAAUACGGAAAAAACCUGUGUGGACAUGAGGAAAUAACUUUCGAUACUUACAUAAGCCAGGCAAUACGAAAAAAGCAGAGAAAUAUAAUCAUAAUCAGAAAAACAACUUAAGCAUACUUCACUAUAAUGGCUGGCGUGCAAGCAAACUCUAAACAGUAUACAUAUAUCUAUAUAUAUACAUAUAUAAAUAUCACUAUAAAUAAUUACAAAACGCAACUUAUACAUAUAAAUAUAUAUAUAAAAUAUAAAAGAAAGGAAAGAAGCUGAGGCUGGAGCAGAAGCGGAAAGCUAAAGGUUUUUUAUUAGUUAUGAAAAUAUAUCAAUAUUAAGUGAACAAUACAUAUUAAAAGCUGAAAAUAAUGCAGAAAUAUAAAGUGUAGUUAAGAGUCUAAUAUAAAAGGAAAUAUCUUAAUCAAUCAAUUGCGAGCACUUCUGUUAGCAAAUCUGUUAUAGAAGCACUUUUUUCAAAACAAUGCAACAAUAGAUAAAAAACCAAUUUCGAGUUUCUCCUUGCUAGAUAUACGACAGAAAAUUGCUUUUGCAUGUCUUAUAGGAGUUCUUAUCAUCCGCUCACUCAGAAUCAAAGAUACUUUUAUUUCAGUUUACUUUGUAAUCUAUUAUAUUCCAUUAAUGUGUAUUGUGUAUUAUAAUGUACGUGCUAACUGAAAGUGU